CUUCGCCCAAUGCGCCUGCGUAUCAAAUAAACGGAAGUAGUAUGUGCGGGAAACGGAAGCUCUGAAGUCCUUUCUGCUCCGCGACUUCCAUCAUGGUGUUCAAGCGCUUCGUUGAGAUCGGCCGUGUUGCCUACAUCUCUUUCGGACCCCAUGCUGGCAAGCUGGUGGCCAUCGUAGAUGUUAUUGACCAAAACAGGGCUCUUGUUGAUGGCCCCUGCACCGGCGUGAAGAGGCAAUCGAUGCCCUUCAAGUGCAUGCAGCUCACAGACUACGUCAUCAAAGUACCCCACAGUGCUCGCCAGAAGUUUGUGAGGAGAGCCUGGGAGAAGGCCGGAGUCAAUGAGAAGUGGGCUCAAAGCAGCUGGGCCAAGAAGAUCGAGGCAAAACAGAAGAGGGCCAAAAUGUCAGACUUUGACCGCUUCAAGGUGAUGAAGGCCAAGAGGAUGAGGAACAAGAUCAUCAAGCACGAGGUGAAGAAGCUGCAGAAGGAGGCAGCAAAGAAGUGAACAGUUUUACAAAAUAAAUCUGUUUACUGUUCA
This is a messenger RNA of Labrus bergylta (ballan wrasse), 539 nucleotides long. RefSeq names its product ribosomal protein L14 (gene rpl14). Gene Ontology annotation, biological process: translation; ribosomal large subunit biogenesis. NCBI's taxonomy places the organism in Eukaryota, Metazoa, Chordata, Actinopteri, Labriformes, Labridae. Gene Ontology annotation, cellular component: ribosome; cytosolic large ribosomal subunit. The record is from RefSeq and is a predicted model, not a curated record. Gene Ontology annotation, molecular function: structural constituent of ribosome; RNA binding.